ACAGCGAGACCGGAAGUGUCCCUGCUGCCGCUACAUUCCGUGGUACGGUCGGAGGGUUCGAGGAGCCCCCUGCAAACGACGCGGGAUCUCCGACGGCUUCUCCCGAAAGCGCCGUCGAACCUCAAACACGUGUGCCGUACCGCCCGGUGAAGAUGAGACCGAGCAUCGUAGGCUGGUGGGCGUUGAUCCACUGUGUGCUCUGCUCCCCCCUCUUGUCUGCUCACAGUGAUUUCUUUACUUCCAUCGGCCACAUGACUGACUUGCUGUUCACAGAGAAGGACCUGGUCAUCUCUCUGAAGGACUACAUCCGAGCAGAGGAGAACAAACUGGAGCAGGUCAAAAAGUGGGCUGACAAGCUAGACGUGCUAACAGCGUCCGCUACUCAGGACCCAGAGGGCUUCUUGGGGCAUCCAGUCAAUGCCUUCAAGCUGAUGAAGAGACUCAAUACGGAGUGGGGUGAGCUGGAGAGCCUGGUUCUCACUGACGUGUCAGACGGGUUUAUCUCGAACCUGACCAUCCAGAGGCAAUAUUUCCCCAAUGACGAUGAUCAGAUUGGGGCAGGCAAGGCCCUAAUGAGACUCCAGGACACGUAUAAACUGGACACCAACACUAUCUCGACUGGAGAGCUGCCUGGCACCUCCUUGGCGGUGUCAUCUAGGAGCACGCUGACCGUUGACGACUGCUACGACCUGGGGAAGAUUGCGUACUCGGAGGCAGACUACUACCACACGGAGCUGUGGAUGGGCCAGGCUAUCAAGCAGCUGGCCCAGGGCGAGGAGUCGACCACCGUGGACACCGUCACCAUCCUCGACUACCUUAGCUACUCCGUCUACCAGCAGGGGGAGCUGGAGAGGGCCUUGGAGUACACCAAGAGGCUGCUCAAACUUGACCCGGCCCACCAGAGAGCCAACGGGAACCUGAAAUACUUCGAGUACCAGCUGGGCAAGCAGAAGAAGGCCGAGGAGAAGGAGAAGGAGAAGGAGAAGAAGGAGGGGGCAGAGAGAGACAAGAGGGAGCUGAAGACGGAGACCUCCAAGGGUCGUCCUGCCGACUACCUGCCAGAGAGGAAGAAGUACGAGCAGCUGUGUCGCGGCGAGGGCCUCAAGAUGACUCCUCGCAGACAGAGCCGCCUGUUUUGCCGUUACUAUGACAACAGCCGCCACCCGAUGUACGUGAUUGGUCCGGUGAAGGAAGAAGAUGAGUGGGACCGCCCGCGCAUCGUCCGUUACCACAACAUCGUGUCGGAGAAGGAAAUGGAGAAGGUCAAAGAGCUGGCCAAACCCAGACUGAGGCGUGCCACGGUGCAUGACCCUCAGACAGGCAAACUGACCACGGCAAAUUACAGAGUCUCCAAGAGUGCUUGGCUAGCUGCCUAUGAGCAUCCGGUGGUGGAUAAGAUCAACCAGAGAAUACAGGACAUCACCGGCCUGGACGUCACCACAGCAGAGGAGCUACAGGUGGCUAACUAUGGCGUGGGAGGGCAGUAUGAGCCUCACUUUGACUUUGGACGGAAAGAUGAGCCAGAUGCUUUCAAGGAGCUGGGCACAGGAAACCGCAUCGCCACCUGGCUACUUUACAUGAGUGAUGUUGCAUCAGGAGGUGCCACGGUGUUCACAGACGUAGGAGCUGCUGUGGUGCCCAAAAAGGGGACAGCAGUGUUCUGGUACAAUCUGUACCCCAGCGGAGAAGGAGAUUAUAGGACAAGACAUGCAGCCUGCCCUGUUCUGGUGGGGAACAAGUGGGUAUCCAAUAAAUGGAUCCAUGAACGAGGACAGGAGUUCAGACGACGCUGUGGCCUUGAGGAGACAGCCUGACAGUGGACCAAGUGCCAGCAUUCGUCCUCCUCGGCUUCCUCACACUUUUUGUCUUCCAAGACGUACUCCUCUGUCGCAUAUGACACAUUUGACAGCUCCUACCUAAGUCACACCCUCUGACUUCUCCACCACGAGCCAAGCACUCCUUCCUCCCUUCCCUCCCUCCCCUCAACCUCAGUGCUUAGCAGCUGAGUCUGGGGGGGGGGGUCACACGUGUGAUCUGACACAUUUAUUUUUAUCUAAAGUGCACAUGUGUCUGACUGACCGAGCGUGUAUGUAAAGUUUGUGAGCCUUUUGUGUGAGAGGUCGUGGGCCGUCUUGUGUCUUCUGUAAAGGGUUUUGCACACUUGCUUCUCAUAAACACAACCCUCCCCGUCCGCUUUGAUACGUGAGACCGUUACCGUGACCUUUGUUGUUGCACUGGCACCGUAGCAUGAGCCUACCUGCUGCUGUCAACCGCAGCUGACUUUUUGCCCUCUACCUUAACAAUACAGAACCUUUUUGUUUUCAAUUUUGUAUUUUAACUCUAUGAUAUAUUGACACCACUCCACUUUUUUUAGGGUUAGGGUCAGUCUGUUUUUUCCUUUUUUCAGUUUCUCUUGUGCCAUCUACUGUGACUUGACACAAAGAGUCCUGUUAAUGCACUGCCUGUCUGUCAUGUCCCUCUCUUCUUCUAGUUGUCUCUCUGCCUUAUGACCUUAACUAAUGCCCUGACGUUAGUUCUUCACCCCAGACCCCUUUCUCCUGUGCAGGUCAGGUAUGCACAUACACACACACACACACACACACACACACACACACACACACACACACACACACACACACACAAAUGCAUGCAUGCACACUGGCGAUAUCAGAGCUGCUUUAAAGCGGAUUCUUACCACUGGGGCAAUUGCAUAUCAUGUUGUGUCUGAUUCCACCCCGCCACCCCCCCCACCCCAUCCCAUGCACUGCACCUUCCACUCUUUCCUGUCAUCCUUUUUUCCAUCGUUAUGCUCAAUGUCAACCUCACUCACUUUUAAAUCUGCCCUGCCAUGUCUCCUCCCACUCUGUUCACUCCCCCGUUUUGCACCAAUACAUGUGUUUGUAUGUGUGUGUGUGUGUGUGUGUGUGUGUGCGUGCGUGCGUGCGCGCACACGUGCGCACGAUGGCAUCUGUCAGUGCCCCAAGCUAGGCAGGCUAUUUUAGCCCUGAGGUCGUUCACUCUUUCCAAGAACAAACAACCAAUUAUCGUUGACAUUGAUGCUAAAAGAAGGCACAGUAUAUCUCUUAUGUCUCCAGCACCCACCACAACAGAUGCCCCUCUCUCUUUUUACGUGCCUCUUCCAAUCCUUCGAUUGCCUUGGCCAGUUAUAGUUGGACUUAAAAGUUGAAGGAGUUGUAAAAGCCACACUGUUUAUGGCGUGCUGGCUGAAUUACUGCUACUCUUUUGCUGUUUGCCUUAUAAGUCACUACUAUAUACUUGUUUAAUUCUGCAACAUUAAUGAAAGUGUUGUAGUAUAAAUACAGGAAGGAUGCAUGGUGACAACCUGGGGGGUGGGGGGUUCUUCCAAGAUGGCUGCCACUGUGAACCACAUCUGGUUCUUACUAAUUGGGGCAAAAGUUUGUGUUAAAAUUUACCCCUCAACGGAUUUCAGUUACCAAAGAAUCGAGAGGGCAUUUCUGAGCGUGGGAGUUUUAUGCCAGUCCUUUUUUUUUCCUGUAUGUCUUUUAUUUAUCUACCCUUCCAGCCAUUCACUCCAUCUAUUUUACUGAAGCAGAAGUGGAGAGGGAAGCAUUGCUCUACUACUCAACCCAACAGACAGACCCUUCUUUUUAUUUUUUUCUGAGCUGAACUUCAGUUUAUUUAACAGGUUAGCAGAAUGUUUUGACAAGAAAACCUCUCACUUACUUUGGACACACUAAAGCACCCAGCAGUCGUGAGCAGAAGGUGCAGUUGUAGCCAUGAUAGUGACAUCUCCCCGGGUGAAUAUAAGUCAGCUGUGGAGCAAUCAAGUGAUGGUUCAGGAACCAUCCAGAGCUGGUAGCCCCAUAGUGUGUGUGUGUGGGGGGGGGGGGUCUAGAGGUGGGAGCGUAGGAGUCAUAGGCCAAGGCCCUCGGGGACCGCGCAGUGUGGCCUGGAUCCCUGGGCGGCCAGGGGUAGCCGGCUGGAAGCAGGGGGGCAGAGCAUUCUAGGAUGGGUGGGGGAGCCUUCCAUAAGACGGGGAGGGAAUCAUCAGAAGCUCAGUCCCUUUUCCUCUCCCACCAUGCAACUUCCUGAAGUAAUGAGGGCGAUGGUGGUGCUGUCCAUGAGACUCACCGUCCAGCUCUCUUACAGUUUAGGGCCACGUUCCAUGCCGGGACCGGAUCCGCCAGCUCCACAUUGGCCAGUGGAACCAGAUAUCUGCAUAAGUUGUGCUGCUCCAGUCUGACACUUGACUACUCGUAUCCCUUCUUUUUAUUUUAUGCAAAGAAAUGUGUGUGUAUGUGUAUGGAUGCUUUACCACUGUGUAUGUAUGUAUGGAAAAUGAAUGUUUUUCUAGAGAAAAAUAAACUUUAUCUGAA
Molecule: messenger RNA, 4358 nt
Organism: Lampris incognitus (smalleye Pacific opah)
Lineage: Eukaryota; Metazoa; Chordata; Actinopteri; Lampriformes; Lampridae
Gene: p4ha1a
Product: prolyl 4-hydroxylase, alpha polypeptide I a
Exons: 15
Coding region: 153-1814 (553 amino acids)
Biological process (GO): peptidyl-proline hydroxylation to 4-hydroxy-L-proline
Cellular component (GO): endoplasmic reticulum
Molecular function (GO): iron ion binding; L-ascorbic acid binding; protein binding
Source: RefSeq, a predicted model, not a curated record